This is a messenger RNA of Oryzias latipes (Japanese medaka), 2976 nucleotides long. RefSeq names its product cylindromatosis (turban tumor syndrome), like (gene cyldl). The record is from RefSeq and is a predicted model, not a curated record. NCBI's taxonomy places the organism in Eukaryota, Metazoa, Chordata, Actinopteri, Beloniformes, Adrianichthyidae. Gene Ontology annotation, molecular function: cysteine-type deubiquitinase activity. Gene Ontology annotation, biological process: protein deubiquitination.
AGUUUUUCGACACGUUUUGGUUGGUGUCACCGUUGUUGGAGCUCCGUGAAGCGACAGGUGACGCCGCUUUGGACGCGAAAUGAAACCAAAAGGGAAGUGAAACUCCUCAAGUCAAGUAACAGCUGCUGUGACGUUAAGCUAAACAAUAAGCGAGACGGAACGAAAAGGGCUCAACAUGACAAGUACAAACUGCCGUUACUUCAUAGUAACGAAAAAGCCUCGCAACUUCAAAUCCGUCAAUGUGGGUUGCCUGUGUUACAUGACUUCACAUAAGUACAACGCACAGCAACAACAACAGCAGGAGACAACGAAGCAUCCCAAAACCCUCUCCGUCCUUGUAUUUGGGACGCGCGCGCAUCUAGAGAAAGACUUGGAGGUCAGCUGCCUGGAGGAGCUGAACCUCGAGGAUGCGCGGCUGCUGCUGGGAGUUUCAGAGGAUGCGGAGAGACUGAGGAUGUUCUAUGAUCAGCCUGCAUUCCAAGCAGUCCGGAGUGUCACGGUGGGAAGCGCAGUGACAGUGGAGGAGGAUGGGAAAAUUCUCAGGGGAAUCGUUCGCUAUAUCGGGAAGCUGUCAGAGCCAGAGUAUCCGUACCCCAUAAGUGGAACGUACUACGGGAUUGAGCUACUGGGACCUGACAGGGGGAAGGCCAGUCGAAAAGGGACAAAUCCCUGCAGAACGCUUUUUCAGUGCGACAAAGAUUGUGGCGUUUUAGCUCCGAUCUCCAGAAUCCAACCCGUCGUCCCCAGCUCCCUCUCGCCUCCCAGCACUGAGCUGUCCAGGGCCCACAGUGAGCCACAAACAGACGAGCUUUUUCCAGGAGACAGAGUCAUCUACUUCAUUGAUGAUAAAGGCCGCAGUGGAAUGGUGGUGGAGGUUCAGCAACAGGAAGGGAAGCAAAUAGUUCGGAUCUCCACUGACACAGAUGAGAGUGGACGGCGAGGGGGUGAAGUUCUCGUUCCUCUAGAAAUCGUUUCUAAAGGAGAAUUUCCUGAAGAGGCCGAGGGAAUAGAUAUGGACCCAACACCAGCAGAGAAUUACACUCACCUGGAUGUGAACUCUAUGGUGGAGGUGACUUUAGGAGCAGGCAAUCUGUAUGGAAUAAUUCGCUGGAUUGGGAAACUUCCUGAGCGAGAAGAAAUUAUGGCUGGACUUGAGCUGGAGGAGGACAGAGGAGUCAGCGACGGCACCUUCAAGGGCGUCCGCUUCUUCGUGUGUCCUAACAAGAGAGCUCUGUUUGUGAAGCUGACCUCCUGUCACCCCGACUCACGUUUUCAUGGCUCGUCGGACAAGGAGACGUCAAAAUCCUUUUACACUGAAAUGGAAGAGGACUUCAGUGGUGAAAAUCCGGAUGUGGUUCCUCCAAUCAGCACAGAGCAGAUUGACCAUCUCCUGAUUGGUCGAAUGAAGGGGAUCCAAGGACACUGUAACUCCUGCUACAUGGAUGCUGCCCUCUUUAGCUUGUUUUCCUGCUCUUCUGCGAUGGACUCCAUGCUGUUCAAAACAACAACCUCUCAAGAUGCCCCGAUCCAGAAAACCCUGUUGCGUGACAUUGUUGUACCCCUGCGCAGUAAGGGCUUUGUAGAGUGUCAACACGUCAUGAAGCUGCGGCAGUUGCUGCAGAAACACGGCUACAGUCGCUCUUUCACCACAGAGGAGAAGGAUCCAGAGGAGUUUCUGAUUGUGGUCAUGCAUCACAUCCUGGCCCUGGACCCUCUGCUGAAGCUGUCAGCUGCUGGUAAAGUUCAAGAGAGUUACUGCUAUCAGAUAUUUCUGGAUCAGAACCACUGCCUUGUUCUGCCGACCGUUCAGCAGCUGCUGGAACACUCCUUUCACAGUGCCGGACUCAGGUUGGCAGAGGUACCAUCCUGCCUCAUCCUCCAGAUGCCUCGCUUUGGAAAGAAAUUUAAGAUGUUUGACAAAAUCAUUCCUUCUCUGGAGCUGGACAUCACUGAUCUGCUCUCUGAAGGUCCUCAGCAGUGCAUAAUGUGUGGAAACUUGGCAGUAGAAGAGUGUGCAGAUUGUUUUAAAGAUCCUACUUUUAGCCUGACGGGAUUCAAGAUCUUCUGCAAGAAAUGUUCGGCUCAGGUGCACUCUCACCCCAAGCGGCGCUCCCAUCAGCCCACUGCUCUGGAGAUUCCAAAGGGUUACAUGGGCCGUGGCAUCCCCCACACCCUGACCAGGGACAGACUGGAGCUGUUUGCCGUGCUCUGCAUCGAGACGAGUCACUACGUUUCCUUUGUCAAACACGGACCAAAAAGCCACGACUGGAUCUUCUUUGACAGCAUGGCCGACAGACAAGGAGAGACGGAUGGCUUCAACAUCCCAGAGGUGCACGCCUGCCCAGAGGUCGCCAUCUACCUUGAAAUGUCUCCUGCCGAGCUUGUCAAUCAGGCACCUCGAGACAUGAAAGGCGUGGCCAAGCGUCUCUUCUGUGAUGCCUACAUGUACCUGUACCAGAGCACAAGUAUGUGCCUCUACCGCUGAUGGGAAACUCCCAAACCCGGCUGCUUUUAACUUUACUCCAACAUUCAUUUACUUGAUUUCUGUCAGGUUUGUAUGGAAAAAACAGCUUUAAUUUACAUUUUUGCAUUUAAUAUACAAAUACAUUUAAAAAAAUCUGCUGUGGGGAAUUGAUAAUCCUGCCAAAGUAAUUUAUAUCAGAACUGCUAAAGUUUCAUUUACAGCAGGAAGGACAACUGACAACUUUCUGAGAACAAAUUGCACUAAAGACAAAAAUGUGACGAAUGUUUUCAAUUCUCUAAUAUCAAUAUUACUUGUUUUUACCUCUAUAUGGGUGUUUAAAAGGAGGGCUUCUGGCUACGAUAAAACAAAUGAGUAUGAUUAGUAACUCUUAAACAUGUUCAUUUAUCCUGAAGGCUUGAGGUUGAUGUUUUUUAAUGAGUCAUGGUGAAUGGACCACAGAGUUAAUGUCGUUUUUCACCCUAUAGGAAAUAAAAUGUCUGCUUUUGAUGCAA